Molecule: messenger RNA, 3730 nt
Organism: Girardinichthys multiradiatus
Lineage: Eukaryota; Metazoa; Chordata; Actinopteri; Cyprinodontiformes; Goodeidae
Gene: card14
Product: caspase recruitment domain family, member 14
Exons: 20
Coding region: 366-3266 (966 amino acids)
Biological process (GO): regulation of apoptotic process
Molecular function (GO): protein binding
Source: RefSeq, a predicted model, not a curated record
CCUAUGAAACUAAACAGCAUCCAAGAGUGUGAAUGAAAGAUGCUUACACUGAUUGUUUUUAAGAGUGUGCCUAAAAUAUGACAAUGUGUGAAAACCCGGUUCUGUGUUUUCAUGGUCAGAUGAUUGUGCCAGCCCUUAGCUAAACUGCACCACAAAGGUUGUCACACAGGUUUUCCUACACGCCCACAGAUGCAUGCCUGAAAUAAACACAGGGGCGUGGAAACUACCCUGCCUGUUUCAUCAUACUUUAUCCGGCUCCUUCACCCAGUCUGUUGAAUUGCUGUAGACGUGUGUGAGUGUGUGAGUCGGCUGUCACCUCACCGGCUCCAGCUGUGUGUACACUUUAGUGAACAAACGCACUAAAGAUGGCGGGGGAGUGCAUUCCAGAGGGUCCAAACCUGAAGGAGAUGGGCGAGGAGGAACUUUGGGAGCUGAUCAAUGACAACCGCCACCGGAUCUCCUUAGGGGUCCGACCGUGCAUCUUAAUCCCGUACCUGAGGCAGGUCAAGGUUCUCACAGAGGUCGAUGAAGAUGAGAUCCUUUCCUGUCAUAACCUGACUAACCGCUGCAUGAGAACAAGCUACAUGCUGGAUCUGCUGAGGACCCAGGGAAGAAAUGGAGCUAUUGCUCUGCUAGAGGGCCUGAUGAUCCAUUAUCCAACUCUCUACACUCAAGUUACAGGACGCAAGCCCAGCACAGAGCCCUCGAGAUUCAGUGGUCUGAUUAAGUACUCAGAGCUGACCGAGUACCUCAUCAGAGCAGUAACAGGGAUGCAGACGGAGUUGCAGGAGGCUCGCAACGAGGCUGGCAAGAUGGGUGCGCGCUGCUCCUUCCUGGAGUCGGAGGUCAGACAGCUAAUGGCGCAGGAGGAGAAGUCCAGGCAAAUUCAGCCCGAAAAUGAACGCUUGCAGAGACAUUUGAGUUCUCUGCAACGGGACGUCACCAAGCUGAAGGACGAAAAGUGCGAUUUGUAUAUCCGCUACACUGCAGCCAUUGAGGAGAAAUCGGCUAUAAACGGGCGUCUCCAUGACCUGAACCUGCAGGUGUAUCAGCUGCAGACGGAGCUCCAGAGCAUUCAGAUGGAGAAUGAGUUCCACAAACAGCGCUCCCUCCGAAGUGUUUCUCCUUCUCAGACCCCACAGCUGCAGGAGGCUCAUAAGGACAUUCUGCAACAGGACCUGGCAGAAGCAAUUGACAGCCAGGUGGAGCUUGCAGAGCACCUAAAGAACUACAGAGAAGAGAAUGAAAAGCUGCUCAGAGACAAACAGGGGCUUGUGGAUCAAACAGAGGCUUUAAGCCUUCAGGUGCAACAGCUUUCUCUGGACUGUAAAAUGCACCAGCAGAAGAGCACUGUGGUCCAGAGCCAGAUGAAGGAACUUCAGGUAGAAAGGGACCAGGCCUACCAGUCCAGAGACGAUGCCCAGGCCAUGAUCGCCCGCAUCCUGGCUGAGAAGGACACAUUGAGGAGUCAGCUGGUGGAGCUCCAGGAGGCCGUCUUCAUUUUUCAGGCCAAGCGCAGCCCUAGAACCCAACGGCAGAGAUCUGAUGUGGAUAAUAUCAGCUGGGAGAGCCCAACUUCCAGCUCUGAAGAAUCUCCACUUCCAGUUCGACGAAGACUUCGGCGAAUGGAUGCACUUAACCCCAUGUCCCUGAGUUCCUGCUAUUCAGAAUCAGAAGAUGCUGUGCCCACCAGUGUCCGAUCCAAAGGCGUCGAGCCACCCAGUCCAGAGUCUCUCCGUCGAAGACAGGAAGUUUUAUAUGCAGACAGCAGUUUGGAGACAGCAGAGACUGAAUCUCUACUGGACGACUUUGUGUGCCUUUCUGAUGCAGAGAUUGAAGAAGAGCAGAAACCCAGACCGUCCUUUUCUCAUGGCUCCAACUCAGUCAGCCUCUCUAGAACCUCAGCCCCUCCCUUCCUGGUGCGUACUCGUCCAAAAGCGAUCCGCAUCAUCGGCCGUGUUCUUAGCAUCUCCCUCCAAUGUGAGGCACUGCUCAGCCAGCUCACAGUCGUGGGGGGAAACAAAUCUGGAGUGUUUGUGCACCAGGUGACUGAAGGCAGCGCCGCCCAUACUGUUGGCAUCAGCCCUGGGGCGCAGAUUGUGGAGGUCAGGUACGAGCAAAACAGCAGGGCUCUGAAGAUGGUGUUGGAGGACUCCACUUUAGAAGAAGCUACGUGGGCUCUCAGCCAGGUUACAGGCUUCUGUCACCUGUCCCUCAGGCCCAGGCAAAACGACUACGAGGCACUGCUACAGCAGCUGCAGAACAGCAAGACGUCGUCAGGAGACUCCUUUUAUAUUCGGGUCAAUAUAUCCCUUCCUGCUGACACCAGCGGGGCCUUAGCCGUGUCGUGCAACGAUAUCUUACAUGUAACAAACACGCGACCUGACGACACUGAGGAUCUGUGGCAUGCCAGCCAAGUUCACCCGUGUCAGCUGCUGGACCUGCAGAGUGGAACUGUGCCAAAUUAUUACAGAGCACAGAGGCUUUUGAUUCAAACAAUUGAAGAUAUGAGCUUUCAGACAAAGAAAGGUCAAAAGGUUGGACGAGUGGACGCCAAGAGUGAACAGAAGGCAGUAAGGAUUGUCAGCACGGGGCGCCAAGGAAGGAAUCCUCUGUGGGUCAGUGUGGAGGAGGAAAACACCAAAAGCACAGAGUCGGGUCCUCCAUCUCCAUCCAAAAGCUGUGUAACCCUCAUGCCCUACACCCUGGUUACUCCUCAUUUCCCACCAGUCUGCAGGCCUAUCCUGCUGUUGCCCACAAUACUGGGACGCAUGCUGGACAAGAAGCUGGACAGUUGGCAGGGCUUUCAACUCUGUGAGCCGGACGUGUUGACCUCCAGCGAGCAUGCCGCUCAUAUCCAGAGAUCCGAGAUCCUUGAGGAAGUUGAGCCUGGCGGAAACCAAUGCUACACACUUCAGAGUGUUGACAAAGUCAUGAAAAAGGGCCUUCACUGUGUGCUGCCAUUAGGCCUGGACUGUGUGCGUCGGCUGCACCGCUUCGAGAUCUUUCCAAUUAUCAUCUUCAUUGGCCUAUCUGCACGUAAUGCACGUAAACUGAGGUCAAAGCUGCAGCGUAAUGGCCAGACGGAGGAACAGCUGCUGGCAUGUUCGAAGAGUGAGGAGCCGCUGCUGGACAAGCUGCCGUGUCUGUAUCACAGCGUGGAUCCAGACUCCUGGUGUGACCAAAACUCCCUGCUAACCAGCCUCCGCACCCACAUCUGGGAGGAACAGAGGAAGAUUGUGUGGAUGGAGCCGGACCUGUGGUGAAGAGAAAAGGAGAUAAAUGGAGAGAAUGCUUGAGAAAAAAAAUAAAAAUAAAACAAAAAAAUUAUAAUAAAUAUAUAUAUAUAUAUAGGAUAGAUAAGCUUUACAAGAAAUAUUUUUGUAAACAUGAGUAUGUAUCUAUGAUACUUGUAACUAUAUAAACUCCUAGUGAAUAUUCAGCUGUGAUGCAUUGAUGUACCUAGAAAUAUUUUCUAAGCUGUAUAUUACUUUCUAUUUCAGGUAUUUGUUUAUAACAAGUAUGAGUAAAUGCAUUAUCUUAACUGUAAGGAAUUAUAUCUCCACAUUUUGUUGUAGGCCAGUUCUUGCUAUGAGGGAUUCCAUCUGGUAUAGAUCUCUUUUAAACCACUACAUCUGCCAAUACUAUUUUUAAAUACUAUCUGGAGGACAUUUUGUCUCUGUAUUUAUGGAAUAAAAGGUACUUGUUACAAAUUAAAAAGUAUCAUGGG